Panicum hallii is the source of this 597-nucleotide messenger RNA. RefSeq names its product zinc finger protein 6-like. Bases 1 to 597 code for a protein of 198 amino acids. The transcript has a single exon. NCBI's taxonomy places the organism in Eukaryota, Viridiplantae, Streptophyta, Magnoliopsida, Poales, Poaceae. The record is from RefSeq and is a predicted model, not a curated record.
AUGGAUUUGAGUCAAGAAACCAAGGACGAGGCGUCCCCGAGCGGUGAGGCUCACGAAGACGACAAGGAGCUGCAGAAGCAGCGCGCCGGCAGCAGCGGCGGCGGCGGCGACGACGACGACGAGGGAACAAGGCAGCCGUACAAGUGCACCUUCUGCAGGAGGGGGUUCCCGACGGCGCAGGCGCUCGGCGGCCACAUGAACGUCCACCGCAGGCACAGGGGGAGAUCAUCAGCAGCACCCACCACCGGCGCCGCAGCGGCGCAAGGAAUUAGCAGCGGCAGAAGCGGUUGCUACGAGCAGCAGCCGUGCUACUCCACGAUGGCGACGACCGUUGUGGCGUUCGGCGGCCAAACGCAUCCGGCGAGCGUCGCGUCCAUGGCCGCCGGCGGGGCGGCCUUGUUGCACGCGGAACGGCAUCAGCAGCCGUACGAGCUGCGUCUGUUCGGCCGUGACUGCGCGGCCGGCGGUCGCGGCAAGGAAGGUGGCGCCGGAGACGUCCGACGGGAUCGCUGCUACGCGAAAGACGGGGACGGUGGUGACCAUGGCGGAGCGGAGAAGUUGGACUUGGAGCUCAGGCUUGGCGGUGCAGGAUCAUGA